AUGCCUGCCGUUCAAACUCCAUCUCAGCGUCGUGCAAAUGCUCAAUUUCAAAAGAAUAUUACUCGACGCGUAAAAACAAACUCAAAAGACCACGGAGUUGCUAAGCAUCCUCCCAGCAUGAUUCGUCGUAAUAUAGCCCUUUUCUUUUUGAUUAUUAUGUGCGCUGGUGCCGUCUUGACGUUCUUACGCUUCUUUUUUUAA
Messenger RNA from Schizosaccharomyces osmophilus, 201 nucleotides. It is a transcript of the gene tam14, whose product is annotated as ER stress associated protein Tam14. Gene Ontology annotation, cellular component: endoplasmic reticulum. The transcript has 3 exons. NCBI's taxonomy places the organism in Eukaryota, Fungi, Ascomycota, Schizosaccharomycetes, Schizosaccharomycetales, Schizosaccharomycetaceae. Bases 1 to 201 code for a protein of 66 amino acids. The record is from RefSeq and is a predicted model, not a curated record.